AUGCAACGCACUUUAGCAUUGGCAAUACGCCGCCCAUUUUGCACCGCAGCUGUCUCCGCGACGAGGCGAGCCGCCACGGAGACGUGGCACGCCUUGCAGGACAUCGACUGGGUCGACCGUGAGUCGGACACACAAGAACUCCUCGUCGAGCAGGCCGCUAGACAGGUCGAGGCGUAUCGAAACGAGUAUGAUGCAGCAAAUGUCGCCGAGGGUGAAGGCAAGGCGACGUAUGACCAGAUGGAGGCGCUGUAUCAACUGAAGGAGGCCGCAGGGAUCGUCGAUAGCUACGCCGAAUUUAUCAACCAGCUCAUACGAAAGCAUGAAGACAUGGUCGGUGCGAUGGGAAACAACACGACAAACAUGCCCGAGGGCGGCGCCGAAGAAACCUCGCAAACUAUUCGCGAGUAUGUCGAUUUCGUCAACGGGCUUGAAAACAAGGAGGUAAAGAAAAAGGUUAAGGACGAGCUCGGCGGAAAGAUCGUCGUACUGAAGAUGGUCCUGUCGGCAGAGAACUUUUCAGUCAAGUUUAGUCCUGUUGCGGGGGGGGACUUCAUCACGGAUACGAAAAAGUGAAAACGGCGAACGCCUCAUUAGAAGGUGGGGGAUUAUGGCACACACGCUUUAGCCAGUCUGCUUGACUCAUGUUCCGUCGUUAGGGAACACAAUGUCAUGAUAUACGCGUGGGACUUUAGUCAACCAUUUUGAAAAUCAUCCUAGCAUUUCACCGCCCGUCCUCGAUGCCAGACAACAGGCCUGCCAUGUCACUUGCCCAAACAUUGUUUGACUGCGAAAUAAACAAGAUCUCAGCCAGUCCAGUCAGU
This is a messenger RNA of Chondrus crispus (carragheen), 821 nucleotides long. RefSeq lists its product as hypothetical. Gene Ontology annotation, biological process: tricarboxylic acid cycle. The record is from RefSeq and is a predicted model, not a curated record. Gene Ontology annotation, cellular component: respiratory chain complex II (succinate dehydrogenase). NCBI's taxonomy places the organism in Eukaryota, Rhodophyta, Florideophyceae, Gigartinales, Gigartinaceae. The coding region runs from base 1 to 573 and encodes 190 amino acids. The transcript is spliced from 5 exons.